This is a messenger RNA of Paraglomus occultum, 927 nucleotides long. The record is from the annotation of a GenBank genome assembly. NCBI's taxonomy places the organism in Eukaryota, Fungi, Glomeromycota, Glomeromycetes, Paraglomerales, Paraglomeraceae.
AUGGAUUCAGAAAGCUCGUAUACCACUGCCACUUCGGUAAGCUCGCUUAUUACAACUACCGCCCAGGAAUUUAAAAAAUGUUCUGAACUAGCAAAAACUCAGAGUCUUAUACAAAGUAUCGUUGAAGAAGUCGAAAACAACGCAGCUUUAUUUUGCAAGACAGUAACUCGUUCCUCGAUUGUGAGUCAACGUAUUGGAAUCAAAAGUCAUAAGGUGCUCGCAAAUAUUGAGCUACUGUGCAAUGAUGUUACGGAAUACAAAGAUGUGGUGAAAAUACUUUUGAACUUCGUGAGAGAUGACGAAAACGUUACUAACAGUCUCGAAAGAACAUUUAGAAAAAUCUAUGACAACUUGAAGGGUUGUUCGAAUCAUAUAAGGGACUCCCUGGAAACCCUUAACAAGAAACGGGAAGAGCUGAGACGCUUGCAACAACGUAAAAACAAGUCAGCUACAAAGCGGUUAUUUGGGUUGGGAUUUGGCAUAAUUUCUCUAGUAUAUAGCAUUUUAGGCUCUGAAGUGGUAUUUUCUGAUGCAACUGUGGAGAUAGAGAGUGUGAGUGCAGUUACGGGAAUGUUCGGCAUUAUGACAUUUGUUGGUGCGUCCGCGCGCAUCGAGCAGCUUAAGAAGGAAAUCCGCGAGUUGGAGACUCAAAUAAACAGCGAAAGAACAGUCAAAGCAUUACACGAGGCUUUGAAAAGUGCAACAAUUGGAGUUGGUCAAGUAAAAGAUUAUUGGCAAAAGCGCGGUUCUGAGGUUGAAGAAUUCUUUAGAGAGCUUGAUAAUUUUGGACAACGUGAACAACAUCUCAACGAACUGGAAGCGUGGCGUUUGAAAGCAAAAUGGGUAAAUUAUCAAGCGGAAUGUGAUAACUACGGAGAACAACUGUGGAAACAGAUGGAAGAACACGGCAAAAUUAUAACGUUCUGA